Messenger RNA from Plasmodium inui San Antonio 1, 651 nucleotides. RefSeq lists its product as hypothetical. The transcript is spliced from 7 exons. The record is from RefSeq and is a predicted model, not a curated record. Lineage: Eukaryota; Apicomplexa; Aconoidasida; Haemosporida; Plasmodiidae. The coding region runs from base 1 to 651 and encodes 216 amino acids. Gene Ontology annotation, cellular component: Ndc80 complex. Gene Ontology annotation, biological process: chromosome segregation.
AUGGAGGACGUGAUUAACAACAACGAGGUAAAGCGGGCCCUGCAGCAACAGCUCAAUCAGAUGGUGGAAGAAAACGAAAAGCAGUACAACGACUUAAUAUCGUACAUCGAAAAUGAGAAAAAACAGAUUGAAAUCAUGAAAAACAAAACGAGGGAGAAGAAAAGUUCAAUAAACAGGAUAACCCACGAAAUCGAAGCCAAUACCGUCCUAGUCACAGAGCUGAAGGAAAGCGUGAUGGAAGAGGAGAAAAAGCUAGACGAAUACCCGAAGCUGAUUGAAGAAAUUAACGAACAACUGAAUUUGAUUUUAAAAAAUUUCGAUUCCUCCAAAUUGGAGUACAAUACGGUCAAGCUGCAUAAGGACUACAUUCAGAAUGAGUGGAAGAGAAAAUUGGACACCCUCUACAAUCUGCUCGGAUUUGAAAUCAUAUUACAAGAUGACAAAAUAGCAAUAGAAUUUUCGAAUAUUCAACCAGGGGAUCCUCAGAAGAAAUAUCGAGCCACUGUCGCUUUGCACAACGGGACUUACGAAGCCAUCGAAACCGCGCCGCGACUAACCAAAUUUGACGAUUAUGUAAACGGCCUAAAUAAGGGACUGCCCUUCACAACCUUCUGCUGCUUACUCAGAAAGUCAUUCAAGGAAUUAAAAUAA